Molecule: messenger RNA, 886 nt
Organism: Brienomyrus brachyistius
Lineage: Eukaryota; Metazoa; Chordata; Actinopteri; Osteoglossiformes; Mormyridae
Gene: rbm11
Product: RNA binding motif protein 11
Exons: 5
Coding region: 115-783 (222 amino acids)
Biological process (GO): regulation of alternative mRNA splicing, via spliceosome
Cellular component (GO): nucleus
Molecular function (GO): single-stranded RNA binding
Source: RefSeq, a predicted model, not a curated record
GCUUAUAAGCUGAAUUUACGGCAAUUGCUGUGCCAUCAUGUGGGCAAUAGCGCAGGAAAACUAGACAGCAGUGUGUAAGGUGCAGCUGGAACUAAACUGCGGAUAGAUGCAGCUAUGUUAGAUAAACACUGUGACGACGACAAGACUGUGUUUGUGGGUAAUUUAGGCAGUUCGGUGAAAGAGGAAAUUCUGUUCGAGUUGUUUCUGCAGGCCGGUCCGCUGGAGAGAGUCACCAUCGCCCGGGACAAGGAGGGCCGCCAGAAAUCGUACGGCUUUGUGUGCUAUAAGCACAAGGAGGCCGUCCCUUAUGCCAUCGCCCUGCUCAACGGGACCUGGCUGUACGGACGGCCGAUCAAGCUGCAGUACAGAUACGGUAGUCUCCAUGGCAGUGGUGGAGCAACACCUCCUACGGCAGAUGGUGGUAGUUGCAGCUCCACACACCCAGUGCACAGAGCGAUGACUCCCUACCCAGAAUCCUCUGUGCUGCAGGGCAGUGCCCCCUUCAGCCAGAGCCCUUCCCAGGAGCAGCUGCUCUGGAAUAUGCACCGUGCCCUGCCUUCUCUGCUGUGCAGCUUCCUCCCAGCUCUGCCCUGCUCAGCCCUGGAAUUACCCCAGUGGGCCCCCCCGCUCGGCCCCCCUGGCCAGGCUCUGCCCUCUCUGCUAGCUGGCAUGGGCCUGGAGGCUGAGGGGCAGCCAGGCCUGAGGGGCAGCUCCGAGAAAGGCAGCAAGCAUAGGCGGAGGAGGCUCCACGAGGGCAGGAAGAGGAGGACACGCAGACUCUGAGCCCCGGGAUACUUCGGAACCUUCCGCCACGGAUGUCACAGAACCAGAGACGAGAUGGAGCGUUUCAUGUGAACAUCUGGAAUAAAUCUGGAGUUGAUCUGAA